Messenger RNA from Salvelinus fontinalis (brook trout), 2805 nucleotides. RefSeq names its product chromosome 17 C5orf22 homolog (gene c17h5orf22). Lineage: Eukaryota; Metazoa; Chordata; Actinopteri; Salmoniformes; Salmonidae. The record is from RefSeq and is a predicted model, not a curated record. The transcript is spliced from 9 exons. The coding region runs from base 128 to 1531 and encodes 467 amino acids.
GAGGCGGUCGUGUUUGGGUUUGUUUUCAGACAGGUGUCGCAUGCAAACCUGAGUCUUCCGAGCUAAUAUUUCAGAGAUUAUUUGAAAUUUACCUAGUUCACAGGUAAAAACAACAUCGGCCUGAAAAAUGAAUUGUCCGCCAUCGAAAAGGGUUUAUGCAGAUUUGCCCGUAUGGAUCGUAGAAGAUCACUGUGAUGUGGUAAGUCCUAUAUAUCGGGCUAUAGCAUCAAGGCACUUGCCGCUGAAGAACAUCAAGAUGGUCCAUCUGGAUUCCCACCCAGACCUUCUCAUACCUGUCAAUAUGCCUGCAGAUACUGUGUUUGACAAGGACUCCUUGCUCAGUGAGCUGAGCAUUGAGAACUGGAUCAUGCCCAUGGUAUAUGCUGGGCAUGUGUCUCACGUGGCAUGGCUCCAUCCCUACUGGGCACAGCAGAUCAAGGAAGGCGAGCACGCCUUUUCUGUGGGAAAGGACUCCUCCACAACCACCAUCAGAGUUACAAGUAAGGACGAUUACUUUUUAAGUGACGGCCUGUAUGUUCCUCAGGAUCAGCUGGAGAAUCCUAAACCUCUGGGACUGAGUGUUGUCUUAGUGAACCCUGUGGCGUGUUGCCAGAGGAAAGACAUGGAAAGGGACAUUGAGAAGAGCUCUGCCAAAAGACCCAGGAUAGAGAACAAGGGAGCUGGGGAUGUGAAUGAUGGUCAACCCUCUGCUUCAGCUUCCAAGUCUGAAAGCAGCUCUAGUAGCUGUACUGACAGUGUUCAGCCACCUGGUGGCAGUAUAACCUCAGGGAGCAGCAGCAAUGGCAACAACAGAGAAGAGGAAAAGGAACCACUCAAAAAGCCUUGUUUGAAGACUGACAAGGAUGAGGGUUCAAUGACCUACGCUGUGAACAGCCUUCUCUCCGUUAUCAAACAAACUGAUCCAUACAUACUUGACAUCGACCUUGAUUUUUUCUCUUGUAAGAAUCCUUUCAAGGAGAUGUAUACACAGGAUGAGUACAAUAUUCUACAGGAGCUGUACAGCUUCAGGAAACCUAGAGAAGACCCAGACGAGGAGGAGUUGACAGAGUGUGUGGAGAGACGUAUCCGGCAGCUGGAGGAUCUGGAGGCAGCAUUUGCAGACCUGGUGGAGGAUGAUAGUGAAGAGACAGUCAGGCGCUGGGCUGCCAACCCUGGGAUGACCUCUCUGGUCAAACUGGUGGGAAGCCUGCGGAGUCGAAACGAGGCCCCUGACUACGAAAUGGUGCACCAGGCGGGGUUGACCUGUGACUACUCGGAGCUGCCCCACCACAUCAGUAGUGAGGAGGAGGUUGAGAGACUGGUCCUGGCGGUGGAGCUCGUCCUGGAGGCCCUGCCGAAGCCCACCCUUGUCACUGUCUCCAGAUCCAGUCUGGAUGAGUACUGCCCAACUGAACAGGUAAACUCCAUCCAGAGUAGGAUACUAGCCGUCCUGGAGUCUUUAUAUGGCUCGUUGGAUGUCCAUAAGGAGUACGAGACGACACCAGAGGACAACCUGCCCAAGGCAUCAUGAUACAAAUCAUCGAAAUUUGAGAUGCAUCCAUCGAAUUACUGACUUUCACUCAGAAAUGAUGCACUGGUGUCAGUGUGAGGAUUCAGCCUGAAGAUGCACACAUGUACUAGUUUAUUUGAAAGGCUUUAAGCUCAAAGUAUAAAUUAAUGGUUGAAAUUCAAGAUAGCAUGUCUACCUGCUCCUGUUAUUUUAGUUUUUCUCAGGUAGACAGAUGUAUCAAAUAUAUCCAUAUUUACCUGACCAUUGUUGUGAAUCAGAUGCUGUACAAUUUAAUGAGGACAGUUUUUAUCAUUUGUGUUCCGUUACUUGUUUGACACUUUCUUGCCCAGUCCUGACAAUAUUGGAUGCAGGCAUAAUUCACGAAGUGAACAUUUGACUAUGGAGCCAUUUUACAUUAAAUGCAGUGAUUGCACUGGCAAAUUGUUCAACUGUAUCUGUAGGAAUUUUUCAUGAAAUUAAUAUUAUUUUUGUGCACAUAUCUAUUUCCCUUUGCUCAUUUUGCAAAUCUUUUCCCUUGAUGCAGAAGUGUUGAGGACCCCUUUUUAAUAUUUUUUUUAUUAUGUUUUUUUGUACUUCAAAGCAGCAAAUGAGUAUGACUAGAUCCUAUCCUACCCCACCCACUUCAGUUUGUUUGCUACCAUUGCCAGUUGCUUAGCAACUCUAUUCAGUACUUUCACAUUUUCAUCUCACUGUUUGUACAAAUUUAUAAAUAGAUUUCUCUCAGUCAAGACUAUUACAUAUUAUUACAAAACUUUAAUGCCUUGGUUGUCAAUGCAGAGUACAAUUUGUCCCAACUACAGCACUGUCAUUUUGAGUGUACAAUAAUAAUGGUUGUACAUGAAUAUAUGACACUUUAUUUAAUGUGAUUCUCGUUUAAUUCUUACAGAUGUGCUCCAUAAUAUUGUUCUAAUUUUGAACGUCUUCCAAGGAAAGAUAGGAUACCCAUCAGAGGAGGCUAUAUUUGUCUGGAAAUGUAAUCUAUUACAUUUUCCGUGGUUAUAAUAUACUCAAUGGGAUUGUUUUGUUUCUUGUUUUAAUAUUGCCUGUGUUAUUUUGAACAGCUGGUGCAUUUAUUUUUAAAAAAAUAUCACCUGUCGUGUCUAUGCCGGAUUAAUUGCUAUGACAUACUAUUCUAUAAAAUAAUAUCUCCGUAAUUAAUAUUACCUGAUUGAACUAAUCAUGUAAAUGUAAUUAACUAGAGAGGGACACCACAAAAGAAUAUUUAUAGAGCUGUUAUCUUCUGAAUAAACUCUUAAAGAUUUUGUAAUAUUUUA